Messenger RNA from Pyrenophora tritici-repentis Pt-1C-BFP, 2916 nucleotides. The record is from RefSeq and is a predicted model, not a curated record. NCBI's taxonomy places the organism in Eukaryota, Fungi, Ascomycota, Dothideomycetes, Pleosporales, Pleosporaceae.
AUGUCCCAAGUGCGCCUGGGGCCUGUCUUCACGCCCGCCAUCACGUCCCAAAGUGCCCGCAGAGGCGCCAAAGUGCCCGCGACAGGAGGCAGCCGUGCAGUGCACGCUUCCCCCGCGCCCAAGAUGCAGGCGCCGCGCAGAGAAAGCAGUGCCGGCAUCGCCCCCCAGCGCCCUGGCCUGAAGACGCGCGCAUAUUCGGCUCCCAAUGUGCCCCGGACGGAUGAAGCAGCCGCAUCGACGCAGCUCAGUAGUACCGACGAGGGCUGCGAGGGCGAAGAGAUCACCGACGACGCCUUCUUCCAGCGCUACCACUUCCCCCACCAGGUCCCAUACCCAGAGGAAGAGGACCAAGGUGACAGCAGCGCCGCGUCGUCGUCCGACACUGAAGGCCCUCUGUCUCCCACGCACGCCAAGGACCGCCAGCCUGCCGGCGACGCGGCAUCGGAGCCCUCGACGGGUGUAAGUGCUGUCUCUGCGCCUCAGCGCUCGUAUGGCGAAACGCUGACGCAUGUCUCCCUCCAGUCUGCCAACAGCGACUCGGGCGCGCCGGCUAUGCAAGAACUGAACAUGGCCGUCAUCGGCGCGCGGGGCUCUGGAAGAUCCACCUUCAUACGAAGAGCCCUCGGCCUGCCCGACGCGGCCACGACGAGCAACUGCUCGCGCACCAUUGCCAUUGAUGGCUCGCCCUACCUUGUGCGCUUCCUCGAAAUGAUGGCCGACGACGUGCACCUGACCGAGCGCUGCAUCAUCAAGUGGCCAGAAACGGUGCACGACAGUGUCACUCCACGCAUAGAUGCCGCCGUCAUACUGUAUGAUGUCACAAAUUCAGACAGUCUGGGCAAGGUCCCGGAUAUGCUCAGCAUACUUAACAAGGCCCAGUUGCCCAUUGUAUUGGUCGCCUGCAAAUGCGAUCAACACCCCGCACAUCGCCAUGUCGACACAGCCGUGAUUGAGCAAAGAGCCAAAACCUUCAUUGACGGCUUGUGCGCGUUUCAGACAUCGGAAUCUGCUCCGGAGACGCACCGAGCAUGCCUGUCAGUUAUCGCUCGAGCAGCCAUAGCGGCUAAGCGACCCCGUUCCCAAGCCUCGUCCAUGGCACGACGGCGUGCCAAUUCUUCUGCAGUCAAAUCAAUCACCCAAAAGGACCUUUGGGCUCGCAAACACGAGCGUGCUAGCUCAGAAAUCUCCAUGAGGUUUCAACGCCAGUCCAGCGAAGUUAAGAGUGACCGUUAUAAGCCCAGCGAUACCAACAAAACUUUCUUCAAUGCCGAGGAAUCUCCCGGCUAUGACUCGCAGGACUCCGAUGACCAGGAUUCCGACGCCGGCCAAAGCAUCAUGUCCGUGAAGCCUUCCGAUGAGAACGGAUAUACUUUUGAACAGCUGGUCGACCGCCUACUCGCCCAGCCAAUGUCCAAGAAUGACUCCAAAUUCGUCUCUGUUUUCCUGGCCUUGUACCGGAGGUUCGCAACUCCAGGUCAGUUGCUGGAAGCCAUCAUUAAGCGUUUUGAGGCCAUCAACAAGGAGAAAGACUUACCAAUGAUUCGCAUCAUCUCACAGCUUCGCUACCUGGCCAUACUGCAGCAAUGGGUUGCAUACUAUCCCGGUGACUUUGCCUAUCCGACCACACGCCGACUCAUCCGCAGAUUUGCAACCUCUCUGGCCUCGAACCGCGAAUUUUCAGUAGCUGCGACUGAGAUUAUCAGAGAUCUUGAAAUGGUGGUUGAAGACGAUGAUACCGAUUGGGCAUGCAGCGAUCGCCAACGCGCACAAAAUGAGAAUAUACCCACCUUCCACAACAACGUACUGGAUGAAGAUUCGGACGAGGAUGAAUUUUCAAGAGCGUUAGGCCACAUGACCGGCCCCUCUGCAAGAAAUUCAGUUGCACGGAGCAGCGUGACAGGCGGCACACCAUCCUUGGACGGAUCUAUGGGCUCAUCGCAGAUCCUACUAACCCAAGUGGAGAAGAAUGAACGACUCGCCCGACAGUUGGAGCCCAACCCUAUCAAACCCUUGUCCAAGAUCCAAUGGCACCAACUGAUGGGUGAAUCGGAAGAGGCCAUUGCAAGAGAAAUGACUCGGAUAGACUGGAUCAUGUUUUCUUCAGUGCGACCACGUGAUCUUGUCCGGCACGUCAGCCUGAAUGCCGAAGAGAAGAAGAGAUGCAAGAACCUGGAGAAUGUGACACGGAUGACCGACCAUUUCAACCAUGUCGCUUUUCUGGUAUCGAAUUACAUUCUUCUACGCGACAAACCAAAGCAUAGGGCGCUUAUGAUGGAGAAGUGGAUGAAGAUUGCGCGACAGCUCCGAAAGCUGAACGACUACAACAUGUUGGGUGCUGUUCUGGCAGGUAUCAAAGGCACAGCGGUUUCUCGUUUGAUCGCAACAAGGGACCUAGUUCCCCAACCUACAACUCAGGACUUUUGGAAGCUCGACAUCCUGAUGAACCACUCAAAGUCACACGGCGCAUAUCGACUGGCAUGGGAAAACAGUUCAGGAGAGCGCAUACCGUAUAUUCCCUUGCACCGCCGCGACCUAGUAUCAGCCUCGGAAGGGAAUUCGACCUUCGUCAAUGACAAGAAGAAGACUGAUUCGGCAUUCUCACCCCACCCAGGAGUCAGUGUCUUCGAAGGCAUUGCAGGAAAGCGAGAUAGCAAGGAAGCACCGCCUGGCGGGGUAACUGGAAAAGAGAGAAUAAACUGGCGCAAGUUUGAGAUCAUGGGCGAAGUCAUUGUUGGAGUACAACGUGCACAGGGUACGCCAUAUCCCAACUGGCAAAAGUGCGAAGAGAUCCGAAAUCUCAUCCUGGACGUGAAAAUCACCAAAGACGAAGAUGAUCUCUUUGAGCGCAGUGCUCAUCUUGAAGCGCAGAAUGCCAAUGAGCGUGGCCGGCUUGUGCGAUGGUUCCGAGAGCGUUAG